Molecule: messenger RNA, 3606 nt
Organism: Aspergillus sclerotioniger CBS 115572
Lineage: Eukaryota; Fungi; Ascomycota; Eurotiomycetes; Eurotiales; Aspergillaceae
Product: MRX complex DNA-binding subunit
Exons: 17
Coding region: 1-3606 (1201 amino acids)
Biological process (GO): chromosome organization involved in meiotic cell cycle; double-strand break repair; telomere maintenance via telomerase
Cellular component (GO): condensed nuclear chromosome; Mre11 complex
Molecular function (GO): single-stranded telomeric DNA binding; ATP hydrolysis activity; double-stranded telomeric DNA binding
Source: RefSeq, a predicted model, not a curated record
AUGACGAAGAUUGAUAAGUUGUCGAUUUUGGGUGUUCGAUCGUUCGAUAAUACUCGCAGCGAGACGAUCCAGUUCCAUACGCCGCUUACGUUGAUUGUGGGGUAUAAUGGGUCGGGGAAGACGACUAUCAUCGAGUGUCUCAAAUAUGCCACCACCGGAGACUUACCACCCAACAGUAAGGGUGGGGCGUUUAUUCAUGAUCCGAAGCUAUGUGGCGAGAAAGAGGUCCUGGCGCAGGUGAAACUGUCUUUUAAAGGCACUUUACAACUUACGCAGAAGACAUUAGAAGGGCAGUUGACGUCUAUUUCCUCUCGCGUGGCGGAGUUGGAUCAGAUCAUGCCUCAGUAUCUGGGCGUGUCGAAGGCGAUCCUGGACUCGGUGAUAUUCUGCCAUCAGGAUGAGAGUCUGUGGCCGAUGAGCGAGCCGUCGGUUCUGAAGAAGAAGUUCGAUGAGAUCUUCGAGGCGAUGAAGUAUACCAAGGCGAUCGAUAAUAUCAAGUCUUUGCGGAAGAAGCAGAAUGAGGAGCUGGCUAAGUACAAGAUCAUGGAGCAGCAUGCCAAGGAGGAUAAGGAGAAGGCGGACCGUGCGGAGAAGAGGUCGAUUAAGCUCCAGGAUGAGAUUGAAGUGUUGCGUGACGAGACACAUCAGCUCUCUCAGGAGAUGCGUCGCGUGGCGGAGCUUGCUGAUAAGGCGUGGAAGGAAUCGGAAAGUUAUUCCCAGAUUCUGGGUGCUCUUGAAGGAAAGCGCAUCGAGGCGAAGAGUAUUCAGACGACGAUUGAUAAUCUGAAAAGACAUCUGGUCGAGCUCGAUGACUCAGAUGAAUGGCUACAGUCGAACUUGGAGCAGUUCGAGUCCAGGCAGUUUCAAUAUCAGCAGCAGGAGGAGGCCCGAAAGGAGAACUACAUGGAGCUCAAGGAGCAGAUAGAGCAAACUCGACAGAGACUGGGCACUAAGCAGGCGGAGUAUGGCAAGUUCGAGAACGACAAAGCCAAUUUUGAGCGUCAGGUCGAGAGGCGACAGAGGAUGACGAAAGAGAUUGCACGGAACCACAAUAUUCGUGGGUUUGACAACGUUGUAGACCAGGCGGACGUCGAUGAGUUCAUGAGGAGAGCGCGGAAGAUCUUGAAGGACCAGAAUCAAGCACUGGAUCGUGUCAAGAGGGAGGCUCAGAGCGAAUUGCGCGAAGUCCAGGCAACCCUUAACCAGAUUGGACAGCAGAAGUCUGCGCUACAAGAAAGUAAAAACGCAGCGAAGCGACAGAUAGCCACGAAUGACAAGGAGGCCGUCACCUAUCAAAGCAGGCUCAACGAGAUCAAUGCGGAUGAAGGUGUUCAGGCUGCGCUGGAGUCGAACAUCGAAGAUAUCGGGUCUCGUUUGGGGCAAGCAAAGGAACGUGCGCGAUCCGCAUCCUGGGACAAGGAGAUACAGAAUGUGAAUUCGCAGAUCCGCGAUCUCGAAGACGAGAGUUCGCGCUUGAAUGCCGAGCUUAUUGAGGCGACGAAGAAGGCUGGUGACUUGGCCCGAUUAGACCACCUCAAGAAAGAGUUGAAGGAGCGUGAGCGCAGCUUGGAGACUAUGAAAGGAGCCCACGACGAGCGCUUGUCAAAGUUCGUUAGUUCGAACUGGAACCCUGAAUCUUUGGAGCAGGAUUUCCAGCAUGUGCUAGAGGAAGAAUCCAGACAUGUUUCGAGAGCGGAGCGUGAGCGGGAUGGGGUCAGCAGAGAACUGGAACAGGUCGAGUUCAAGCUGAAAGGCGUCAAGAAAACAUUGAGCCAGCGACAGAAAGAACUCAAGGAGUGUGUCGAGGAGAUCCGAGAGGCUGUUGAUGACGAACCCGAAGAAUACCCUGGGAUUGUCAAAGAACGUCAAGCCCAGCUCGAUCUUGCCAGAAAGGACGCCGAGCAAUAUGCUGGGGUUGGCGAGUAUAUGAUCACUUGUCUCGAAACUGCAAAAUCGUCGAAGCUAUGCAGGCUGUGUACGCGAUCAUUCAAAUCUGACGCCGAGUUCCAGUCCUUCAAGAAUAAAUUGGAGGGUCUAGUCAAGAAGGCAAAGCGGGAUGCCGAGGAUGAAGAUGUCCGCCAUCUCGAGGAGGAUCUCAAUGCGGCCCGUGAAGCCAGCACUUCCUACGAUACCUGGUGUCGUCUGAAACAAACAGAGAUUCCAGAUCUGGAGAAAGAGGAAGAACAGUAUAUUGCCCAACAGGACAAGCUUUUGGGUCAAUUGGAAGAGCACGACAAAGUCGUUAGCGAGAAGACCGACAAAAAGAAAGAUGUCGAAUCGCUCUCAAAGACAGUCAGCACUAUUGUCAGGUACGACAACCUGUCUUCGAAACAGCAGGAUGCCAAUGCCUCACGCACUCUGGAAGACAUCCAAGAAGAAAUAGCUGGCAUUGGGGAAAAGUCAAGAGCUUUGAAAAAAAAUCUGUCGAAACUCACCCAUGACAAGGAGCAAACAUUGUCUGACGUCAAGAGCAAUCUGGACAACAUAAAGUUCCAGCUCGAGCGAAAGGCGGACCUCCUUGCUCGCAUAGAGGAAUACAGAACCCUUAACAACCAGCAACACAUCGAAAACCUAAACCCCGACCAGCGUGCCGAGGCGCGCGAGAAGGAGAUGCAACAGGAUAUCUCUCAGCUCUACGAGAACGAAAUCGACGCAUACAACGAGCGAGGCGGCCCUAACCAACUCGAGCGCAGCCAACGCGAACUACAAACCAUUGAGACCGAGAUCAGCGAUCUCGAAACCGAACAAGCCAACAUCACCAAAGAAAUCAACAAGAUCUCCGCCCAGCUCAAAGACAGCGAAAACACCAAGCGCCAAUACGCCACCCGAUCCCUCGACAAAGUCACCGAGGAGAUCGAGCAACUCACCGCACAAAACGCCGAAGUCGACCGAAGCCGCUUCAAAGAAGAAUCCGAGCGCAGAGCCCCCAAACAAGCCAGCAAAAUGGGCGAAAUGAAAUCCAAAGACGACCAACUAAUGCAACUUCUUGCCGACUGGAACACCGACUACAAAGACGCAGCAGGCAAAUACAAAGAAGCGCACAUCAAAGUGGAAACAACCAAAGCCGCCGUCGACGACCUCGCCCCCAUCAUGAAAUACCACGGGCUCAAAAUGGAAGAAAUCAACGCCAUCAUCAGCGAACUCUGGCAAAAGACCUACCGCGGCACCGACGUCGACACGAUCCUCAUCCGCUCCGACAACGAAAACGCCAAGGGCAACCGCUCCUACAACUACCGAGUCUGCAUGGUCAAGCAGGGCGCCGAAAUGGACAUGCGAGGCCGCUGCAGUGCCGGUCAAAAAGUGCUUGCCAGUAUCAUCAUCCGUCUCGCUCUGGCCGAAUGCUUCGGUGUGAACUGCGGUCUGAUUGCCCUUGAUGAACCCACCACCAACCUCGAUCGGGAUAAUAUUCGCUCGCUUGCCGAAUCGCUACAUGAUAUCAUUCGCACGAGACAGCAACAGGCAAAUUUCCAGCUGAUUGUUAUUACCCAUGACGAGGAGUUCUUGCGUCAUAUGCAGUGCGGUGACUUUAGUGAUUACUAUUAUCGGGUUUCGCGCAAUGAGAGGCAGAAGUCGAUUAUUGAGAGGCAGUCUAUUGCUGAGAACUAG